Messenger RNA from Lacerta agilis (Sand lizard), 1995 nucleotides. RefSeq names its product solute carrier family 16 member 14 (gene SLC16A14). Gene Ontology annotation, molecular function: monocarboxylic acid transmembrane transporter activity. NCBI's taxonomy places the organism in Eukaryota, Metazoa, Chordata, Lepidosauria, Squamata, Lacertidae. Gene Ontology annotation, biological process: transmembrane transport; monocarboxylic acid transport. The transcript is spliced from 5 exons. The record is from RefSeq and is a predicted model, not a curated record. The coding region runs from base 417 to 1970 and encodes 517 amino acids.
CCGCCAAGGGCUUCCAAACCUCCCUUGCGCAAAACCAGAAUUAGCCGGUGCCUCGCACACAUGGGAAGAGCGCGCCGACUUCCAAGCGGCCAGAGAUGGGCCGGCGGUGCAGGGAGUUGGUGGAGGAAGAAGAGCAGGACGGUCACGCCGAGGCGAGGUGUCCUGGGGACAAAAGGGCAACGAUCGGGGGUCGAGGCCGGCGGGGGAAUUAAGCCCCCACCCAAUCCCGACCCCGCUUCCCUCCCUCCCUCCCUCCCCAGGCACGGGCGAGGAGAGCUCCAGGCGGGCGCAUUGCUGAAGAUGCCAGUCCAGACUGCAGCAGUCCUGGGGACACCGCGGGAAGCAGCAGCGGAUCCGCCGCGUUCGAGAGGCGCCCGGGAGUAAGAGCGGCUCCCUCCGGGGAUACUCAGUGGAAAAUGUACGCCAGUUGCGAAGAUGUUGGCUAUGAUUUUGAAGAGGAUUCCAAAGACAGGGAGAAGAAGCUUAUGGUGAAUCCAGAUGUUGAUGGUGGAUGGGCUUGGAUGAUUGUCCUUUCUUCUUUCUUGGUGCACAUACUCAUCAUGGGAUCACAAAUGGCCCUUGGUGUUCUCAACAUGGAAUGGCUUGACGAAUUCAGCCAAAGUCGAGGCCUGACAGCAUGGGUCAGCUCCCUCAGUAUGGGUAUAACCCUGAUUGUAGGUCCUUUUAUCGGUUUGUUCAUUAACACCUGUGGUUGCCGGAAGACAGCAAUAGCUGGAGGGAUUUUGACUGCUGUAGGUUGGAUACUGAGUUCCUAUGCCUCAAAUGUAUAUUACCUCUUUAUAACGUUUGGGGUUACAGCUGGUGUUGGGAGUGGGAUGGUAUACCUGCCUGCUGUGGUCAUGGUAGGAGAAUACUUUGAGAAGAGAAAAGCACUUGCCCAGGGACUCAGCACAACUGGGACGGGGUUUGGUGCUUUCCUGAUGACAGUUCUGUUGAAAUACCUUUGCACGGAGUUUGGCUGGAGGAACGCAAUGUUCAUCCAGGGCGCGGUCUGUCUGAACCUGUGUGUUUGUGGAGCGCUCAUGAGACCAGUUUAUUACAAAGAGGAAGCUGCUGAAAAAAGCGGAGUGGGAAAUGUCAGCAAGAGCCAUGCAAAAGCUCUCUCUUGCUCUGCAGAAACACUGGCAUCUAAUGGCAUCUUACAGGAAGAGGGAAAAGAGGCAAAAGAAAGGCAAGGUAAGGAGGAAAAGUCUGACAUUUUUUCAGACUUUGAAAACAAAGGUGUAACCAGACACUGGAAGAAUAUCUACACUCUUUGUGUGCUGAAGACAGUGAGUCAGCUGACUGUUACAAUCCAGAAAGGCUUUCGGACCUGGUAUUCUAGUUACUUUGGCGCUGCAUCCCUCUUCACCAACAGAAAGUUUGCAGCCUUUGUGUUUUGGGCCUUAUUUGCAUACAGCACUUUUGUUAUCCCUUUUAUCCAUCUUCCGGAAAUAGUGAAGCAAUAUGGCCUAUCUACACAGAACGAUGUAUUCCCUUUGACCUCAAUUAUUGCCAUUGUCCACAUUUUUGGUAAGGUCAUCCUUGGCAUCAUUUCUGAUUCACCCUGUGUCAGUGCUUGGAAUGUCUUCAUGGCAGCCAACUUCACUCUUGUCUUCUGCAUUUUCAUUUUACCACUAAUGCACACAUAUGCUGGGCUUGCUGUGGUCUGUGCCCUAAUAGGAUUUUCCAGUGGAUAUUUUUCACUCAUGCCUGUUGUUACUGAAGAUUUAGUUGGCAUCAAGCACCUCGCAAAUGCCUAUGGAAUCAUCAUUUGUGCUAAUGGGAUUUCAGCACUCCUGGGACCACCUUUUGCAGGUUGGAUUUAUGACCUGACACAAAAAUAUGACUUUUCUUUCUACAUAUGUGGCUUGCUUUACAUGGUGGGAAUCCUCACUUUGCUCAUACAGCCUUGUAUUGGAAAGAUAAAGCCAUCACCGGCAAAAAACACAGAAGGUGGAAAAGCAUAGCACAAGUGCUUUUUUAAACACGUCA